AUAUCUCUUUAAAAUGCCUGGGCAAAAAUUUGAAGAUGGAUCCGCUGUGAUGGGCAGAUGGCCAGGGAGCAGCCUUUACUAUGAAGUGCAGAUUGUCUCAUUUGAUCCUUUAUCUCAACUUUAUACUGUGCGGUAUAAAGAUGGAACUGAGCUUGAUCUUAAAGAAGGUGAUAUGAAAGCCUUGAGUGCUUUCCGAAAAAAGGGGAGUUCAGCCUCUCCCUCGAGACGGAGGAGCCGAUCUAGAUCACGUUCUCCUGCACGUAUAAGGUCACCAGGCCGUACGCCAAAGAAGAGCCAGCAGCCAUCUCCAGUUCCUGUCGCCAGAGACAGCCGGAAGGGAGACUUGUUAAAGGUCCAACUUACACCAUUGAGACUUGAAGACUUUAUCAGUGGAAAGAGCAAUGGCGAAGCAGAGGGUAUUGGAAAAACUGUUGAUUUUCUCAGAGAGAAUUUGCGUACUACAGUGGAGAAAGAUGAUUACCUCAGGGAACCUUUGCGUAGUAACGUGGAGAGAGAGGAUUUCUUCAGGGAGUCUUUGCCUAGUAACGUGGAGAGAGAGGAGAAAGUGGUGAAAGAACUUGUAAAAAAUGAGAGAGUCUUACGGUAUAGACGUAAAAAGGAGGAUCAUGUAGAAAAAGAAUCUAACUAUACAGAGGUUGAUAAAGCAAAGCCAGCUGAAGAGAUUCAAUCAGAGUUUGGAGGGACUAUAGGAACCUUUUUUAUGACAUUGUCUAUGCCGCCAUUGCUGUACUACUUGCUGAACCAAUGUAUUCAGAAGAAUGCGUCGCUCUUCAGUUUCUACCCUCAGUGGUCACUGGCUGACUUGUGGAAUCCUACAGUUUUGGGUUACUUUGCUUUGUGGAUGCUUCUUAAUGCAUUAUUCUACCUGCUCCCUAUUGGAAAGGUGGCAUACGGCGUGCCCCUUGCAAAUGGGAAACAGCUGAAAUACAGAAUAAAUGGAAUCCAUUCCUUGCUUCUGGUUUCUGUGAUGGCAGCAGUGCUUUUGUACUAUCAGGUCAACCUGCUGUAUGUAUACAAUCACCUCCACCAGUUUGCAGCUGCAGCUACUUUAUUCUCUGUUGUUCUAAGUGUUUAUGCAUUUGCACGUUCGUAUCGAGCCCCUAAAGAAGACCUUUCUGAGGCUGGGAAAUCAGGCAAUUUCAUCUAUACUUUCUUCAUGGGCCGAGAACUAAACCCUCACAUUGGGAACUUUGACCUCAAGUAUUUUAUUGCCAUUCAACCUGCAAUUAAUGGCUGGGUUUUCCUCAACAUUAUAAUGAUUUUGGCUGAAAUGCAUGUCCAGAAUCUUGAUGUGCCUUCCGUAUCUAUGAUCCUGGUAAACAGCUGUCAGCUGUUGUAUGUUCUUCAUGCUCUUUGGAAUCAGGAAGGGAUGCUGACCUCUUUGGAUAUUGCCUACGAUGGUUUUGGCUUUAUGAUGGCAUUUGGAGGCCUCGUGUGGGUUCCCUUCACAUACGCCCUGCAAGCAAUAUAUCUGGUCAACCAUCCGGUGGAUCUUUCCUGUACAGUUGUUGCAUCCAUUAUUGCUUUGAACACUCUCGGAUACUUACUAUUUCGAUAUGCAAACAAUCAGAAGUUCGCCUUUAGGAAAAAUCCAGAUGACCCGAAGCUUUCACAUUUGAAAACCAUCCCAACUUCAGCCGGCAGCCAGCUGAUUGUGUCUGGGCUUUGGGGAUGGGUCCGACACCCAAACUACUUGGGUGACCUCAUAAUGGCCUGGGCCUGGUGUUUGCAUUGUGGUUUCGCCAGCAUUUUGCCAUACUUCUACGGCUUCUUCCUCACCGACCUUCUCCUCCACCGUGUGACCCGAGUGGAACAGCAGUGUAAAAGAAAAUACGGUCCUGACUGGCAGAAGUAUUGUCAGCACGUCCCGUAUCGCCUCGUCCCUUAUAUUUACUAGCUAGGCCACGCU
Molecule: messenger RNA, 1930 nt
Organism: Nanorana parkeri
Lineage: Eukaryota; Metazoa; Chordata; Amphibia; Anura; Dicroglossidae
Gene: LBR
Product: lamin B receptor
Exons: 13
Coding region: 14-1918 (634 amino acids)
Biological process (GO): sterol biosynthetic process
Cellular component (GO): nuclear inner membrane
Molecular function (GO): oxidoreductase activity, acting on the CH-CH group of donors, NAD or NADP as acceptor
Source: RefSeq, a predicted model, not a curated record